GCUUAGAGCACCCUCUCGGUGGCUGGCCCGGGCUCGCCCGCUCCGCCGGGGCGCUGACUCAGCCGCAGCCCGGCCGCUGCCCACUCAGCCCGGCCUGGGGCUCGCCGUCGCCCCGGCCCCACGCCAGGUGUCCCCAGCGCAGGAAAGCGCUGCAGCGAAGGAACCGCGGUAGUCCCGGGCUUGGCGCUGGCCGGGCCGCGGCUCCGCAAGCGCUCGGGAUGGGCCUGGCCGAAUAGGGAGCAUCCCAGGAGGAUCCCGGGACUUGCCACCGCGGCGCCUCCGGGGCUGAAGCGCAGGAUCUUCGGCGCUGCGAGGGCUUCGCGCGGGUCCCCGCAGCUGAGUGAGCCCGCUGGCCGCAGGCAGAGGAACUGUUAGCUGAAGUCGGGCGGAGAAGCGCCACAGCUGCGAGGAGAGCCGCGUGGACACCUGAGGCCCGGACUCUCCCCUCAGCGGCACUGCGCCCCGGGGCUUCUCUGUUGGCCGGGAGGAUCAGACCUACGUGGCAGGAAGGAUCCAGAAGACACUGAUAAUCAUCACCUGGGCUAUGUUGGCCAGGUUCUGGGGCUCCAUUCUGGUCCCAGACAAGAUGGAAGUCACAAGAAAAUCCCACUGAGGUCCCAUGCCUAUGAUGGAUGAGGUGUGUGAUAUCAAUUUGAGGCAGACUCUGUGCCUGGAAUUUCAGAGUCAGAGCUUGAGAGGCCAGACUCAGUCCUACUGUGAAACACAGGAGAAUGAAGCUCAGCACAUUUAUCCUCAUCUGAGAGUCAGUAAAUGACCAGUUGCUCCAGGGCCACUGCCAGCACAGUGAUUCUCUCUGAGUGAAAGGCCAUGCUGUUCUCACUGGCUCUGGGCUGUGAUGUCCUGCUGCUCCCCCUUCUUCCUGGAAUAGCCUGACCCAAGGUCCUUCUGAAGUGGUGACCACUCCAAAAGCAGGGGUGGAAAAUGGUACCAGUCAAGCCUGAGCCGCAGGAGGAGCCUACAGUAGCCGCCAGGAGAUGGAGGAGCCCACGCCUGAGCCUGUCUAUGUCGAUGUGGACAAGGGGCUGACCUUGGCCUGCUUUGUCUUCCUUUGUCUCUUCCUCAUAGUAAUGAUCAUUCGCUGUGCCAAGGUCAUCAUGGACCCAUACAGUGCCAUUCCCACAUCUACUUGGGAAGAGCAACACCUGGAUGACUGAGGCACAGAACAGCCACAUGGGGGCAAGACCCUGGUGCUCUCUGGACAGUGGUGCCCCAACAUGCCCCUCAGAGUGCCUGGCUAUCCACUUGCUGGCCCACAGAGGCAAGGAGUGGAUCUGGCCACCAGAGAUGGAGAAGGUUCACUUUAGUCUUGCCUACUUUCACAGGAGUGCCACAGGGAGAUGCUCCAGUAUUGAGGAUGCAGGAAACUACGGCCCCCGGAGAGGAGAGCACUGGUCUGGGACUCAGGAGGCUAGUUCCAUGCUCGGGUGCCACUAUAAGACUGUGGGGUGGUCACCUAGACACCCCCACCACACAAAAGUGGUCUGUACUUAAAAUGCAAAAUAGCACAUGGAGGCUCCCAGCAGAGAUGUCCCUCCAGAAACCAUGAUCCUUCCCAUGAACUAGUGAUGGAGCAGGCAGUGAAGGAUGAAAGGAGGCUCAGAGUGCCUCCCUGAAAAUUCACAAAAGGCACAGAGGCUGCUUCCAAGCAGUAUUUUUUUUUAAACUAAAAUAUAGAGGGAUAUAUUUUUCCUGUAAUAAAUGAAAUGUGCAUUUUAGAAACCCGGGAAAAUACAGAAAACUUGAAGGAAAAGGGAAAAAUAGCACAGUCCCACCUUCCAGAAGUCACCAUUUUGAUAUAUUUCUUCCACCCUUUUUUAACACAUUUUUUAAGUCAAAUUCAUACAGUAUGCAUGAUGCCGAGUUGCUCCAUGUGAGAGCACAAGACCUCCCAUUUCGUCACUGUUUGUCACUUGUUUCUAGUAACCAGAAAGCAUUCCCUCGGGGAGUUAUGUCAUGAUUUAAUAAUUAACUUCUUUGGUUGUUCAUUUAACUUUUCCACUAAUUUCUCCUCACACAAAAUUACUUCAUCCAGUCACCUUUUAAGGGGGAUAGCUGGGCUCCAGUCCUUCUUUAGCUGUUCAAAGUCUUGUAACCUUGAGCAAGUCACCUCACUUUUUGGUGCCUCCAUUUUCUUAUUUUAAGACAAGGAGGGAAGACUUUGUUUCUUUUCCUUUUUUCAUUUCUUAUUUACUUCAUAUGAAUGAAAGUAUAGGAGAGGGAGAUUUUUGCUUAUAAAUGUGCUAUAGAGGGAGGGGUGGUCAAGGAAUAAGUUUUUGACAAUGACUCUUCUGUGGGUCUCACAUGUUUUCUCUCAUAUGUGGAGAUAAAACAAAAACCAAAACAAAACAACCUGAAAGCAGAAGAGGUUCUUUUAGGGGAUAUGUAGAAGACUGGCAGAAGAAAGGGCAAAGGAGACUAGUAAGGAGGGCAGACAUUAUCAAUAUGAUCAAUAUACAAUAUAUGCACGUAUGGAAACAUAAUAGUGUUAAUUUGUACAAUUAAUAUGUGGUAAUAAUAAAACAGUCAACCUGAAAGUAACAAGGUGAUUAUUAGGGACUUGGAAGUGUGCUGUGGGGAAUAGGGAAGGAUCAAAGAAGACAGUCCAGAGACCGAUAUGAUCAAUGCACAACUGUCUGCAUGUAUGGAAUUGCCAAGUGAAUCCCAUUAAUGUGUACAAUUAAUAUGUGUCAAUAAAAGUUGACAUAAAAAAUUAAAAUCAACUGAAAAUUUAGGAGAAAUUAACUAACCAAAGAAAAGUCUGUGAAGCACUAGAAAGGGAUUGGAUCUUUGGUAAGUCUUAAGAAAAUACUUGACAAAAAGGAGAGUAUAGAUUUAUACUUGAGAGUCUGCCUUAGUCUGAACAAUGCUUGUGUCUGGUGCCCCUGAGACAAGCUAAAAACAGAUUUGGCACCUGGGAAAAAUGGGUAAAAACAACUCAACGUGACCAGUAUCUCCUGGCCUCUACUCCUUCCAGCCAAUAUUCUCAGUGUGUGAUUAUUGACCCAGAAGGCUCUGGUAUGGUACUUCCUCUGUCUCUGUCUCUGUUUCUUGCUCUGGCUUGAAGAUCACCUCAGGUUUGUUAAUGCAGCACUUUUUUUUUUAAAGAUUUAUUAAUCAGCUUUAUUGGUUCUUUUUAGUUAUAUAUGACAGUAGAGUGAAUUUUGGUAUAAAUACACAAGCAUGGAAUAUAUCUUAUUCUAAUUAGGAUCCCAGUUUUGUGGAUGUACACAAUGGUGAGAUUCACUGUGGUGUAUUCAUUAUGUACAUAGAAAAAUUAUGUCAGAAUCAUUACAUUGUCUUUUCUUUUCCUAUUACCACUCCCUUCCCUUCAUUCCCCUUUGUCUAAUCUACUGAACUUCUUAAUGGGAAAUUAUGUAGGACUUUACCAAACAGCUAACUCAUGUCUUCUGAAGUAUGACAUGUUUAACUUUAGGAACUGUUCAUUCAAGGGGCCAAAUUAAAUAUUUCCUUAAAAAAUUGUGACACACAUUCUUCAUGUACUGGGAAUCUUACACCUACAUAACACUGAACCUUAGAAAUUAUUCCUGUAUUUAUCAACAAAAAAGAAAGUGCUUGGGGAAUUUCACUUGCCCAAUGACAAUAGGUUGCUGUAGCUUUCCAGUACCACAUUCUGUACAGAGUCCUGUUAGCACCAUCUAGGUCCUUCCACUCCUUUAAGAUGAAGUUCAUAGCUACAUUCUCAGAUGAUACCAAUCCCUGAAAUGGCACUUUUUCCCUUAACUCAAAUCAUCAUCUCUGGGUCACAAGAACAUGACUCGUGGUAGCUUAUUCCAUGUUUGCAUAUCUUAUAUAAGAUAGAGCUUGAUUUGUGCUCUAUAUGAAGGGAGAAAGAAACAUCAUGGUAGUAAUAUCUUGCAUGAGUACAAAAACUAAAUUUGUGCAAAUACUAAAAAUUUUAGUACAAGUACUAAAAAUACUAUUAUAAACUUUCCAUUAUAGACUCAGAAUUGUUCUUGUUGCUUUGACAAAAAUUCCAAUUUCCUUAUGAUCUAGUGUGAAGACACAAAUACAUACAUGGAAAUAAUGUUACAUGAACUAAUUUAGACAAACGUUCAAUCAACUUAAGUCAGCAUGACAAAGAAGUACAAAGAGUAGCUUUUAAAAAUGUAGUCCCAGGGACUGGGUUUGUGGCUCAGUGAUGAAGCACUUGCCUAGCAUGUGUGAGGCACUGGGUUUGAUUUUCAGCAACACAUAUAAAUAAAUAAAAAUAAAAUUCUAUCAAAAACUAAAAUAAAAAAAUAAUGCAGUCCCAGCUGAGCAUGGUGUCACAUGCCUGUAAUCCCAGCAACUCAGAACAUUGAAGCAGGAGGAGUGCAAGUUCAAAGCCAGCCUCAGCAACUUAUUGAAGCUUUAAGAAAAUUUAAAUAAAUAAACAGAUAAAUAGGGCUGGGGGUGUGGCUCCGUGAUUAAAUGCCCUUGGAGUCAAUUCCCACUAUCAAAAAAAAAAAUGCAUCCCAAUUUUCUCUCCCUUUUUCCUUCCCCUGUUUUCUUUCUUCUAACUUGUUUUCCUCCUAUUUAUUUGUUGGUUUUUAAAUUGGUGCUUUAUAGAUACAUAUAAAGGUAGAAUUCUCUGAGGUUUAUUCAUGUAUAUACAUAGAAUGAUUUUGUCAAUUUCAUUCUGUAGUUCCUGUCCUUUCCUAUCCCUCUCCCCCAUCCCCUUCUUCUACUCCACUGAUCUCCCUUUCACUUUCAUGGGAUCUCCCUUUUAAAAAUUUUACUCUAGUUCCACAUUUGUGAACCCCAGUAUUAUGUAUAACUAUAAUGUACUAAUAAAAUAAUAAAAUAUUUUAAUUUAAAAGAUUAAAAACAUUUUAGGGUUAUGUAUAAUAUAAGAAUAUGAGUUGAAAAACUUGAUUCACACACCACAUGCACACAAAACUUUUUGUAUUAUCAAGUUGCACUUUACUGAAAAGCCAAAGAUAUUUCAAACUUCUCCAUGAAUUUGUUCUCAUGAACAAGAAGAUGCAAUAGCAACAUGAAAGCACAAAGAACUUAUGCCAGGUUAAUGGACCUAUAAAUAGUUCCAUACUAGGUGAGUGUUCCUUGGCUGUGAUGAGACAAGCAGUAAGCAUGUUUGAGGAACUUAUAAGCAAGCAAAUUCACUUUUAAAUAAUUACCUAAUUCUAACAAUAAAAACAUUCAUGUGCUCACUGUUAUUAAUGAAUUCUUUAGUUCCUGCCUUGGCAUCCUAUAUUUUUCUUAUGUAUCUAAAAGACUUGCUAGUGUCCACAUAAGGCUGGACACCUUCAUCCUAAAGCAGAGAGUGUAUAAUGAGAGGCCAAUAAAAAGUGAUGUUGUUGAUCAAGUUUACGUUCUCCUCAUAAAAGAAUGGAAAUGGGUGUCAGGGAGAGUCAAAGUAGAAGAAAACAGGGGACAGGUGAUCACCUCUCAGGCCACAGAAUAAUAAAAAUACAUAAUAGGAAACUCAUCCUAGGAAAGAAAACAAGAAAAGAAUAAGAGAAGAAAAGAAAAAAAAAAGUGAUGUUUUUAGUUAGCUUUUCAUUUCUGUGACCAAAAUGAAGAAAAACUAAGAGAAGAAAAAGUUGAUUUUGGCUCACAGUUUCAGAGGUCUCAAUCCACAGAUGACCACCCCCUAUUUCCCUGGACCCAAGAUAGAAGAAAAACAUCAUCACCAAAGGGUGCUGUGGAGGAAAGCUACACCCCUCAUGGUGGGGUCAGGAACAAUGGGAGGCCCAGGGAAGAUGAACCAUUUCAGGACACACCCAGGACCCAGCUCCUCCAGCCACACCCCACCUUCCCAAAGUUACCACCCGGUCAGUCCAUUUAAACUAGGAUGGAUUGAUUAGCAGUUUCAUAGGCUCAGGGUAUGUUUGUUUAUUCUGGGGGACACAAAUCAACCUCUUUUAGAUAUAAGAAUUUGAGUAACUUACUAAAACAAUACAGUUAGUAAUAGCAGAACAGAGAUGUGAAUCUAAGCAGUCGGACUCUAAAGCUCAUGUUCUUAGCCACCAAGAAAUGAAGGGAUGAGUCCAGGCAAGAUUUCUCUAGAUGUAUAGUGAAGGAUGAGUGGGAGAGGAAGUAGGUGACACAUAGGCCAACAAGGAAUUUAUUAUAAGGACACUGGAAAGACACUAAAGAACACCUGGACUAAUUAAUACAUUGACAAAAUUGAUGGAGAAAAGGGCAGGAAACCCUAUAACCCAUCUUUGUUAUUUGUUUCUCCCCAGCCUUCCAUUGUUAGAGCAGAUGAUAUUUAGGGGCUGUAUUAUGCCUUUUUUGAUUACUAUGAGGAAUAUGAGAUAAAGAGUUGUGACCUGUGCCUAGAGAACUAGCUAGGAGAUCUCUUACCUCUUUUCCUCUCCUUGUACACACACUUAAGU
Marmota monax (woodchuck) is the source of this 6383-nucleotide messenger RNA. RefSeq names its product cortexin domain containing 1 (gene Ctxnd1). Lineage: Eukaryota; Metazoa; Chordata; Mammalia; Rodentia; Sciuridae. The coding region runs from base 996 to 1175 and encodes 59 amino acids. The record is from RefSeq and is a predicted model, not a curated record. The transcript is spliced from 4 exons.